UCGGUCUAUAUUUCUCACAUGUUAGCAGAAUCCGAGUUUUUAGUUAAACAAUUGUCUCAACAAGAUAAAGGUUAUGAUCAGCUAAUUAAUAAAGCCAUGACAAUCAAGAAUAAAAUUAAAACCAUGAAAGAUUUUAAUAAAGAUCUCAAAGAAUUAUCAAAAAUUAAUCUAUCACCAGAAUCAAAUAAUUAUCAUAAAAGAAUUAUUUUAGAAAGUUUAUAUAUUACAAAAUUAAAAAAGGAAAAUUUAAGUCUCAAAGGAAAUGUAGAAGAGCACAAAGCAAUGUUGGAAUUAAUCAUGAAAAAGUAUAGAAAUCAGAUGAUAAAAUUAAUGGAAAUAAAUCAAAUUAAUCAUGUUAAUUAUGAUCCCAUUCAGCAUUGCAAAAAAGUUGACACUCUAGCUUUGAAAGUUGAAGAAAUGGCUAGAAUCAUGUGUAAAGCAAUAGCUUUAGACACUACCACCUAUUCUAAAGAAAAAAGCACCCAAGAUGAUUCUAUUUUAGAGAGGAAAGAUGAACACAGUGAUAAUUACUUUUCGUUAUGCCAAAAGAUCAAAUUACUAAAUCAAGAAAAUCAAGAUCUACGAAAAAUUUUAAGAUCCUUUCCGCUCAUAUCCAAAGUUAUCAACAAACAUUAAGAAUAUAUAUUUCUUAUAAUCAUUGUAUCAUAAAUUCAUCCCCGCCAUGCAUCAUUAUUGUGUAUUUAAAGUAAUACUUUUAACAA
Messenger RNA from Gordionus sp. m RMFG-2023, 722 nucleotides. RefSeq lists its product as uncharacterized. The transcript is spliced from 4 exons. The coding region runs from base 19 to 636 and encodes 205 amino acids. The record is from RefSeq and is a predicted model, not a curated record. NCBI's taxonomy places the organism in Eukaryota, Metazoa, Nematomorpha, Gordioida, Chordodea, Parachordodidae.